This is a messenger RNA of Oncorhynchus keta (chum salmon), 8519 nucleotides long. RefSeq names its product rapamycin-insensitive companion of mTOR-like. The record is from RefSeq and is a predicted model, not a curated record. NCBI's taxonomy places the organism in Eukaryota, Metazoa, Chordata, Actinopteri, Salmoniformes, Salmonidae. Gene Ontology annotation, biological process: TORC2 signaling; positive regulation of phosphatidylinositol 3-kinase/protein kinase B signal transduction. Gene Ontology annotation, molecular function: protein serine/threonine kinase activator activity. The transcript is spliced from 37 exons. Bases 517 to 5697 code for a protein of 1726 amino acids. Gene Ontology annotation, cellular component: TORC2 complex.
UGUGUCUCCAUAAUGACAGCCUAAAUUGUGUGAAAACCGCGAACAUGGCAAUACUGCUCCCAAGUCCCAAUUUUGGCAGACCUGUUUCAUACUCUCGCGGAAUCUUGACAUCACUGACAUUAAGCUGGAUCCCUUCUGGUGUUAACCCCUCACACUGUGAAAGAAAGUAGGGACGUACUCGUAAAAUUCUCCAAACGUAUACGUGGUUAUUCAGCUUUAGGUAGGAGACACAUUUCCAGCUACCAAGAGAGCUGAGCGAAUUAUGGGCCUGACAGAAACUAAAGCAAAUAUUGCCGAAUGUCGGUUGUCAUAAUUGGCACUGUCCUCGAAUCAUGAAAAUGUUGAAUUUACAAUGAUUUGCAAUAGAUGGUGCAGAAAUACCUUUUAUUUCCGUAUUUAUUAAAUACUACAGCCCCAUAUACUGUGGUUGGGCUAGAUAAGAGGCAAUGAGUGUGGAAUUUCUCGCGAUAAUCCUUGUUGAUUCCGGUCCGGUCGGUGUUGAAUGAUUCUGUAAAGAUGGCGGUCAGCAUCCGAGGCCGUCCGAGUCGAAGCAUUCGGAUGCGAGGUCGGAAUGACAGUGGGGAGGAAAAUGUACCACUCGAUCUCUCCAGAGAUCCUUCAGACAACCUUCGGGAAAUCCUUCAGAAUGUUGCCAAGCAACAAGGAGUCUCCAACAUGCGCAAACUCGGUCACCUGAACAACUUCAUAAAGCUUCUCUGCAAUGCAGGCCACUCAGAGGAGAAGCUUGGGUUUACACACGAAGAGAUCGUCAUCUGUCUCCGGUUAGCGCUGUUAAAUGAGGCUAAGGAGGUGCGAGCUGCAGGGCUGAGGGCUCUACGCUACCUGAUCAGAGACAGCGCUAUUCUCCAGAAGGUCCUCCGUCUUCAGGUGGACUACUUGAUCGCCAGGUGCAUAGACAUCCAGCAAAGCAAUGAGGUGGAAAGGACACAGGCUCUCAGGCUGGUGCGAAAGAUGAUCACAGUGAAUGCACUGCUCUUCCCCUCGUCUGUCACCAACUCCCUUAUUGCCGUGGGCAAAGAUGGGCUACAGGAGCGAGACCGCAUGGUGCGCGUCUGUAUCGCCAUCAUCUGUGAACUUGCUGUGAAAAACCCUGUGGUGGUGGCUCAGAGGAGUGGUCUCAGCACCAUUCUGAAGAACGUGAUCGACUGUCAGCUGAGCCGCAUCAACGAGGCACUCAUCACUACCAUCCUACACCUCCUCAACCACCCACACACACGCCAGUAUGUGCGCUCAGAUGUGGAGCUCGAGCAAAUCCUGGCCCCGUACACAGACUUUCACUACAGACACAAUGCAGACACAUCAGAGGGGCAACUCAAGGAAGAUAGGGAAGCUCGUUUCCUGGCCAGUAAGAUGUCCAUAGUUGCUUCCUUUCGCUCCUGGUCAGGCAUCAUUAACCUGUGCAAGACAGGCAACUCUGGAAUCCAGUCUCUUAUUGGCCUGCUCUGUAUACCAAAUGUGGAAGUAAGGAAAGGCUUGUUGGAGGUGAUGUAUGAUAUAUUCCGGCUCCCCAUGCCUGUUGCGACUGCAGACUUUAUUGAAGCACUUAUCAGUGUGGACCCCAGUAGGUUCCAAGACAGUUGGAGGUUAUCAGACGGCUUUGUGGCUUCUGAAGCCAAAUGUAUCCUUCCACAUCGAGCUCGGUCAAGGCCUGACCUAAUGGAUAACUACCUGGCUUUGGUACUGUCUGCCUUCAUCAAGAGUGGACUUCUUGAGGGUCUGAUUGAGGUUAUCACAAGCACCGAUGACAACAACGCUGUGCGAGCAAUCAUUCUACUGGGAGAACUGCUUCACAUGGCCAACACCAUCCUCCCACACUCCCACAGCCACCACCUGCACUGCCUGCCCACACUCAUCAACAAGGCUGCCUCUUUCGACAUCGCCCAGGAGAAGAGACUACGGGCGAGUGCAGCGGUCAACUACCUGAAGCGCUUCCACGAGAAGAAGAAGAAAGGACCCAAACCCAACAGCCUGUACCUGGACCACAUCAUCCGCAAAUCAAAGGCUUCACACUACUGUAGAGACCAGCACUUUAGACCACAGAGAGAUAUAUUUGUCAUUAAGGACACUGAGGAUGCUCUCAUGAUGAACCUGAAAGACAGCCACAUCCUGAACCACAAAGAGAACCUGGACUGGAACUGGGUUCUCAUCGCAACAAUACUGAAGUGGCCCAACGUUAACCUGCGGAGCAAUAAAGAUGAACAAAUACACAAGUUUGUGCGCAGGCUGCUGUUCUUCUAUAAGCCCAGCAGUAAGCUGUAUGCCAGCCUGGAGCUGGACCACAGCAAAGCCAGGCAGCUCACUGUGGUGGGAUGCCAGUUCAUUGAGUUCCUCCUGGAGUCUGACGAGGAUGGGCAGGUGUACCUGGAGGACCUGGUGAAGGACAUAGUCCAAUGGCUCUCCUCUUCCUCGGGGCUGAAGCCUGACCGCAGUCUCCAGAGCAACGGGCUGCUCACCACCCUCAGCCAGCACUACUUCCUGUUCCUGGGCACUCUUUCCUCACACCCGCACGGCGUCAAGAUGCUGGAGAAGUGCAGUGUCUUCCAGUGCCUGUUGAACAUCUGUACACUGAAGAAUCAGGACCACCUGCUGAAGCUCACUGUGUCCACACUGGACUACAGCCGUGACGGGCUGUCCAGGGUCAUCCUGUCCAAGAUCCUCACCGCUGCCACUGACAACUGCAGGCUGUAUGCCACUAAACACCUGCGGGUGCUGUUGCGUGCCAACGUGGAGUUCUUCAGUAAUUGGGGCAUCGAGCUCCUGGUCACCCAGCUCCACGACCGCAACAAGACCAUCUCCAUGGAGGCGCUGGACAUACUGGAUGAGGCCUGCGAGGACAAGGCAAACCUCCAUGCUCUGAUCCAGAUGAAGCCAGCUCUCACACACCUGGGGGACAAGGGUGUCCUGCUGCUGCUACGGUUCUUGUCCAUUCCAAAGGGCUUCUCCUACCUCAAUGAGAGGGGCUACGUCACCAAGCAGCUAGAGAAAUGGCAGAAGGAGUAUAACCUGAAAUAUGUGGACAUGAUAGAGGAGCAGCUGAACGAGGCUCUCACCACGUACCGUAAACCUGUCGACGGAGACAACUAUGUACGUCGAAGCAACCAAAGGUUACAGAGACCAAAUGUUUAUCUUCCUGUGCAUCUGUACAGCCAGCUUGUCCAUGACAAGACAGGCUGCCAUCUACUGGAAGUCCAGAAUGUGGUUCCUGACCUAAGCUACACUGUUCGCUCCCCAAUGCUGGACAAGUGGGAGGGCAUUAAACAGCUUAAGGCAGCACUUUGGGCCCUGGGUAACAUAGGGUCGUCAAACUGGGGGUUGAACCUCCUGCAAGAGGAAGGGGUGAUCCCUGACAUAGUGGUUCUGGCUCUGCACUGUGAGGUUCUCUCCGUCAGAGGGACGUGUCUGUACGUGUUGGGGCUGAUCUCGAAGACUCGUCAGGGUUGUGACAUGCUGAAGCAGCACGGCUGGGACGCUGUGAGACAUAGCCGCCGGACGUUGUGGCCCGUUGUCCCUGAUGACAUGGAGCCCCACCCCAACCCCCCCAGCCUGCUGUCCUCAGUCCCCUCCAGCCUCAGCCUCGCCUCUGACUCCACCAGCUCCAUGCACAACAGUGAGAGUGACUCCACACAACCCAGUAUGUACAUCAUGGACGAUGAGAGGCUGGAGAACUGUGACCUGUCGGACGAUCCUCCUAUGUACAUGAGACCCAAGUACAAAGACCGCAGCCCCUUCAACCUCCUGGCCUCCAGCCGCUUCCGCAACCGCCUCCUCCACUCCCUGUCGCUAUCUGGGAAGAAGCUCCGCAGCAACAGCGACCCCAAGGGCAUUCCCAGGGGCCACGGAGGAGGGGUAGAGGGGGAACAGGGGCGCAAACGCACCGUCACCGAGCCCAGCUACACCUUUGGAUCUUCAGACGUCUUCCCAAUCUAUAAUGACGGCCACCUGCCCAAAAGCCCCUCUGUCAACCUAGAAACUUCCUUUGUGGGCAGCAAGGCAUCUGAGAACCGGGGCAGCACCCCCAGCUUUGGGGAGGGGGAGGGGAGGUUGCCAGGCCGGUCAGUGGGGGUAGGAGGGUCAGGGGUGGGUGAGAACCAGAGAGAACAGGCUAGCCGGGAGCGCCUGGCUGGGUAUGGCCCGUCCGGAGGAGGCGGGGGGACUCAGUUUAAAUCGCGCAGUCAGAGCUUCAACACGGACACGACCACCAGCGGCAUCAGCUCUAUGAGCUCCAGCCCCUCCAGGGAGACCCUGCCCUCCACCAUCGACACGGACGGUGUCAGCAUCAACAGUGUGAUCAGCGCCCAAACCAUCCAGACCCUGACCUCCCUCACCCCCCAGCCCCACACCGCCCACCUCUCCUCCCUGUCUAAAUCCAGCUCUGCCUCCCUGGUGCCCCCCGGCUCCUCCCACACCCUUCCUCGCCGCGCCCAGUCCCUCAAGUCGCCCUCGUUGACCACCCUGAGCGGCCUAACGGACUGCAGCCUCAUGUACUCCAACUCCCGGGAAGCGCUGGGCUACGCCACGCUGAAGUACGCAAGUUGUCGUGACACGUACGCCAGUCAGCGUGAUGCGCUGGGCUACGCUACGCUGAAGAGGCUUCAGCAGCAGAGGAUCCACUCAUCCCUGUCCCACAGCGAGGCUCUGGCUUCCCCAGCCAAAGACAUGCUCUUCACCGAUACCAUCAACAUGAAGACUGGCAGCCUGGACUCCAGACUCACCCCAAGGAGGUUCCUGAAGGCUCUGAGUUUUGCCUCUCUGGAUAAGGAGGAUCUGCUGAGCCCCAUCAGCCAGACCACUCUGCAGCGGUCCUCCUCAGUGAGAUCCAUGGUGUCCAGUGCCACCUAUGGCAGCUCUGAUGACUUCAUCGGCCUGGCGCUGCCCGUGGACAUCAACAACAUGUUCCAGAUCAAAGAAACACCAUAUUUCCUGAAGAGAACCAGCCCGCCCUCUGAGGACAGAUCUGCCAAAUUCUUCUCUGGAGACUCUGAUGGUCCCAGCCCUCACUCCCGGCAUGCUGUGCUCCGCUCCCAGCUGAGCAUCACAGAGCUGAUGGGGGUGAGCCGUGCAGAGCAGCAGCAGCUACUGGGCUCAGAGGAGACUGGUCUACAGGAACACAACGAUGACAACUGCCUCUACUGCACUGGGUUGACUGUGCUUGGCUUCAGCGCAUCCAACAGCCACCCAGACUUGACGGAGGACCACCCUUUCUCAGAGUGGUGCAGUCCGCCUGUGCAGAAUCACCUGGAGGUCAUGGCCCAAAGCAAAGUGUCAGGGCUGUCUGGGUGCAGUGAUGUUAUGUCCCAGGGCUCCCCAGGAAGCACCCGCAGCACUGAACUGGUUUUAGGAGUGAAGUCCAUCCCAGAGGAUGCGCCGGCCGGCAGGGUUCUCCUCAGGAAGGAGGUCCUGCGUCUGGUGGUCAACCUCAGCUCCUCUGUCGGGACCAAAGGCCACGAGACUAACCUGCUAACGAUCAAGGAGAAGUUCCCCUAUGCAUUCGAUGACAUUUGUCUCUACUCUGAGGUGUCCUACCUGCUGGCCCACUGCAUGUUUCGUCUGUCGGCACGCCGCUUCAUCCAGGAGCUCUUCCAGGACGUGCCAUUUAUCCCGAUGUACAAAGAGGCAGAGAGCAUCCUCUCCAUGCCGCCAAAGAACGGAUCGACUGACCCUCCUGCUGAGCCUUGAGUCAUCCUCUGUCUUCCCUUCCCUCUUGCAGCCAGUCAAACCCUGAGUCACACCCCCCAGUCAAAACCUGAGUCACCACUACUGAUCUACUAGUCACACACCCCCCUCAGUCAAACAUAGUCACCACUACUGCUUAACUUUCAGUAAAACCCCACCCCGACUUGAGUCAACACUAACCACUGAAACACCCCCACAUCCUCCCUUAAUUCUCCAUACCAGAGUGUGUCCUCCUAGGAUUUGGACACAAAUGGAGAGAAGAGAAACUAGAGGGAAUAAAUCUGUUCUUCCUAUUGACUUUAAGAUCUGAUGGAUGGAUAACACAGGAUGAACAAACACAUGUUUUAUCUGACCAAAUGAGCAAGCUGUGUUUAAAUUUAAAAAAAUAAAUAAAAUAAAAAGUGUAAAAAAAUAAUAAUGUAAAGCUCAUAUUUGGAAAUUCAUCACCAACAGAACUUGGACCACAAUCAAAUCCAAAAUGGCAUAAUACAAACAUGUAGAACGGUCCAUUAUGUCUGAGGGCUUCCUCAGUUUUUAUAAGUAUAUGACUGCAGCCCAACCACUUAUAUGAAAUAACUUAACAUGUUGUUUUUAGCUCAGCUUCUCCCAAAGUGGAUCCACUGACUUUGACUAAAACACUGAAGAGGACGGGUUCCUCUGCAUGACACUAAAACCUCUCCGCAUCUGGAGAGAUCUGGAGACCAUGACAUUGUGAAUAUCCAUAUGUCUAUUUAUUGUACCAGAACAAAGAACAAGUGAAGGAGAAUAGUGCUGAAAAGGCUUUUGGUAUUGCUCUAUUGAAUGACUGCAGAUACAGGUAGGAUAGAUGAUCAGUCACUGAUGCAGUUUGGUUGUUGUAUGUUUUGUUGACAUGUGCUGCAGAGGAAACAUUCCUCCUUGCCCCUUGCUGGAUGUUGUUGUUGUUUGUCUAUGUUUUUAAGCAUUCAUGCCAAGAACUGAAUAACUACAUGUAGGAGUGAAAUCUACCAAAUUAUUGCCAUUGAACAUCGGUCUGUGUGUUUCAGCACAGAGGAGUUAUUUACGCUCAGUUAUUGAACUGAUGUUUGAAACCAAGGCUGCAUGCAUUAUUGUUUAUUACCUAGCUAAACCCUAAAGUAAAAGCACAGGGUUAGGACAUUAGAUUUGGUUCUCGUCAAGGUGAAAGAAGACAUAUGUAUGUGACUAUACGGUAGUGUUGAUGUAGUCAUGUUAUCACAUGCUAGACUGCUCCUUUUUCUGCCGUGGAAUUCCCUAGAACAUGGUCCAGGACAACAGUCACUACUUGAUGGCCAAGGAGAAAUUCUGCUUCAGUAUUGGGCAGAAGUAAUUUGCCAUUCCAGUCAGUUGCCAUUCCUUGGGAGAUGCUGUCUGCUUGUCCUCAUUCCGGUAAAACUGGAGAAUAAUGAAACUGGAGCAAACAUCUUAAAGUGGAGAGCAGGGCGUGCCUGAACAUGUGCAAUAACAACACUCGUUUCAUUUGAAAACCCUUCCAACGACAGCCACUUCCAUAAUCCAGAAAUCUAUCUACAUGUUUGUGAAAUUCUGAUGGUUUAAAACAUUUCAAUAUGGGAUUGUACUGGUGUUUUUUGCUAUGCAAGAUGAGUAAUGGGGUGUAAUGUACUUUUUCAGCUUUUUUAAACAUUUUGUUUAGGCAGCUGAAAUGACAUUGCCUUAUUUUUCGGGGGGGGGAAAGUAAAUAAUUCUGGCCCUAAUUAUAGCUGAAUUAAUUGAUGAAUAGGUUGUGAAUAUGAUAAGCAACCAAUGUUAAGGCCACAAUCUACCUAUGCCUGUUGUAGAGAGAAGACCCUGUCAAAAGCACCUGCUUGGUUUUAGAGUGCUGAGGUUGAGCUUGGGUGGUUUGGGAAUUAGAUGUUGUGUUGUUUAGUAACUGUUUUAAAGAAAUGGUGGUUACCAUUGUGUUAAUUUCCAACCUGCCUUGAACAUUCACUUUGACUGACGAUGCUACUUCUAUUGCUGCACUGUUUGUGCUGAUUCAUUCAACAACAACAUGCACUUAUGACUGACUCAAUGGAAAUGUUUAGUCCUACUGUUUAUGAUGGCCUUGGUUAGUUAAGUGAUGAAGUGGUUAGAGAAAUGGACUGGUGAAAAGAGGAUUUGGGUGCAGUUCAAUUGCACUGAGCAAUCAACAUUCCUCUGUAUAAAUGCAUUGUGUUGAAAACAUAAGUCCUCUGCAAGUGGAGAAUUCUAUAGUUGCAGUACAAUGUGCAUGUUUGAUCACUAUUCUAAAUUAAAAAGAAAUGGGGACAUUUUAAUUUAGCAGAUUCCUCUAUUCCUUCGUAGAUCUUCCUUUUGUAUUCAACUAACUGCAAAUUCUAAAUAAAUCAAAUGUUACAUUUCAUAGCAGGUUUUAACAUUAUACUGAUGUUUCAGAUAGAUGUUGAAUAAGGUCAGUUAUUUGGGGACAUAGUUGUACAAGUUCUGUUAUGGACCAAAAAGCCAAACUGACUUAACUAGUUGGAAUUGUUCUCUAGCAAUUAGAACAAGAAGUAACAACCUCACAUAUUUAACUGCCAUGUGCAUUGAGACAUUUGAAAAAAUGUGCCCCUUGUUCUUAAAGCUCUUUUUCUGAGCUUCUCUAAAGCACUGUAUGGAGAUCUGAAAACAAAUCAUUUUAUAUACCUGUACUGUUUAGGAACAAAGAGACAAAGAUAAAUGUUUUCUCUUGAGGAAAGAUAUAACACUUAAGAAGCUGUAUGACUUUUUUUUGACCAAUUUGUGGUUUCUAUGUUUUUGGCAUUAUAUGGGCCAUUAGAAUAAAUCUUAAGGGAUGCAUAUUGAUAAUAAAAACAGACAUCAACUGCUCA